UAAAAUGAAAUCUCUCACCCGUUCUUUCCUGUUCUCUGUGUCGGUCUUCGUUUCACUUUACUUUCUCCAGAUCCGAUGUAACCAAAAGAAACAUCCCCCCAAACCCCAAAUUUAAGCCGAAUUGAUAGUUAUUAUCAUCUCUCCCAAUUCAUACUUUUCUGAUUUAUGAAAUAAGGAAAAAGUAGCCAUUUUUAUCUUUUUCUUCCUUCUCCUCUUGCUUCCUCAUUUCCCAAAUUUCCAACCUCUACCACUUUGCAUUUUCAAUUCCCAAACCCUAUAGGAGAAGGGGAGGGGGAUGGCGACAAGAGGGAGUAGAUCAGAAAAGGUGAAGAAGAUUUUCCAGCAAUUCGACACCAACCGAGAUGGGGGUCUUAACAGAGAUGAAAUGGCAGCGUUAGUUGUCGCUGUUAACCCCAGAGUCAAGUUUAGCGACGAACAAAUUAACGCUAUUCUCGACGAAGUGUUUAGGACCUAUGGGGAGUUCAUCGACGAUGAGAAGGGGUUAACUUAUGACGGUUUGUUGAGAACAUACGAUGACGGAGCCGGUGACGUGGACCGUGACUUCGAUGCGCUGGGUCUGGAGCUCAAUUUUGACGUAAAAAAAGGUGCAUCAAUAGUGUCCGAAGCAUCAUCGUCAUCUAUUGUGGACGAGAGAGUAAUGGAGUCGCAGAAGAAGCAGCGGACUGCAGCCUGGGCAGUGUCGCCUCAUCACGGGAUAGUUUUCGAUGACACAUGGAAGCUCGUAGAUGAUUUGGAGAUUUUGCUGAAGAGAUUGAAAGCAAUGCAAGCAAAAGAUGGGAAGUUUAGAAGUGAUAAUUUUGAUGCUUAUUCAGAUGCUGGGUGGUCAAGGGAGUUGGGAGCCUCUGCAGAGCUUUCGGAGAAAAGGAUAUUUUGGGAAGAAUCGGGGCCUGACUAUGCUGUUUUUGUUAAAGAAUUGAGAGCUUUAAGGAGUAGAGCUGAUGGUGCAAGGUCAAGAGAAGAAGCAUUUGAUGGACAAAUGGCAAUUGGUAGGGUUUUAUAUGAAUAUCAGUUGUUUAAAGAAGCUUUGAUAUGUUUCAAGAGAUCUUGUGAAUUGCAGCCAACGGAUGUAAGGCCACAUUUUAGAGCUGGGAAUUGUUUGUAUGUGCUAGGGAAGUAUAAAGAAGCUAAAGAAGAGUUUCGGUUGGCUUUGGAAUCAGCAGAGGCUGGUGGGAAUCAAUGGCGUUACUUGUUUCCUCAAAUUUAUGUCAAUCUUGGGAUUGCUCUUGAAGGAGAAGGUAUGGUUUUAAGUGCUUGUGAGUAUUAUAGAGAGGCUGCAAUUCUUUGUCCUACUCAUUAUAGAGCUUUGAAACUUUUGGGUAGUGCUCUUUUCGGUGUAGGCGAAUAUAGGGCAGCUGUUAAGGCUUUAGAAGAAGCUAUAUUUAUGAAACCAGAUUAUUCUGAUGCACAUUGUGAUUUAGCAUCAGCUUUGCAUGGUAUGGGUGAGGAUGAGAGGGCAAUUGAGGUUUUCCAGAAAGCUAUUGAUUUGAAACCAGGUCAUGUUGACGCUUUAUACAAUCUAGGUGGACUUUAUAUGGACUUGGGUAGGUUUCAGAGAGCUUCUGAGAUGUAUACUAGGGUUUUAGCUGUGUGGCCGAAUCAUUGGCGGGCGCAGCUCAAUAAGGCUGUAUCCUUGUUGGGGGCUGGAGAAACUGAAGAAGCUAAGAAAGCUUUGAAGGAGGCUCUGAAAAUGACAAAUAGGGUUGAAUUACAUGAUGCCAUAUGCCACCUGAAGCAGCUACAAAAGAAGAAAGUCAAGGCUAAUGGUGGUACCAAUGGGGAGGCGGCUUUUGUUAUAGUGGAUCCUUCAAAAUUCAAGACAGUGGGUGAGAAGACUACAUUGAGGCAAGAUUUAGGAAAUGCUCUUCAGAUUAGGGCUUUCCAGAGAAUCACAAGAUUGAAUCAUUGUGAAGUGGAUCUUUUGAAGAAAGAAAUGAACGAGACUGAUGUACCAGUAUCCUACUCUGGUAGUGGUGGUCCUCAGAAAUCCAUACGCAAGCCCAAUUUGGAAGAAAUUCUAUGCAAAUUUCUUGAUUUUCUAAAACCGGAGACCUUCCAAGGAGCUGUCAAAGCGAUAAAUGAGAAAGUCCUCUCAGUCUUGGAUGAAACAGGAUCAGGUAGGGUGGACUUGGGCAUGUUUUAUGCUGUUCUUGCGCCCAUUUGUAAUGGACCUCCAGAUAAGCGAAAAAGGAUUGCCUUUGAUGCACUCUUAUGGCGGUCAGUAAAUGAAGGCCAUUCUCAGAUUAGAAAGGUAGAUGUAGUUCAGUACAUCAAAUUGUUAAGGGCUAUAUUUAUUCCUUCCCAUGGGGUUAGUGAAAUGCUGGAAGUUCAUGGAGAAACAGAUACCUCAAUGGUAUCUUUCAGCGAGUUCCUUGUCAUGUUCAAUGAUCCUGAUUGGGGCUUUGGUAUCUUAUCCACUCUCUUGAAGUUAGAAAUUGGAGAUAGGAAUCGUCAUGGGAACCAUGUUUGCUCAGUUUGUUAUUACCCAAUUAUCGGUUCUCGCUUUAUGGAAGUGAAGUCUCAUUUUAGUCUCUGUAAUCAAUGCUACAGUGACGGAAAGGUUCCCCCCUACUUUAAACAGGAUGAAUAUAAACUCAAAGAAUACGGAAAGGAAGCUGAAGCAAUGAAAGACAAGUGCAUGUGCUUUAAUUUGUAAUCCCUCAAAGAUUCUUAGGCAGUUAGUUUAGUGUCCUAUCUCCUAGGCUGAUCUUGUACCAUUCCAUCGUAUCAUUUUUAGUAAUCCAAUAUGCUUUAUGCAUUAUACAGUUCAUCAAUAUGUUUAGUUGCCAGUGGGCGUCACGCUCGUGUAAUAAACCAUUUUCAAGUGAUGGCUCUUAAAUAUCCCUGUUUCAUAAU
Hibiscus syriacus is the source of this 2874-nucleotide messenger RNA. RefSeq lists its product as uncharacterized. Gene Ontology annotation, cellular component: plasma membrane. Gene Ontology annotation, molecular function: calcium ion binding; protein binding. The coding region runs from base 296 to 2674 and encodes 792 amino acids. The record is from RefSeq and is a predicted model, not a curated record. The transcript has a single exon. Lineage: Eukaryota; Viridiplantae; Streptophyta; Magnoliopsida; Malvales; Malvaceae.